CGCGGUACAAAUAAACCAGUUCCAUUCCACCACGGACAAGCCAGCGGGAGGAAGGUUUCUGUUACAAGCUCAGCCCAAGCGGAUAGCUAUAACUUACAUUCGGUAAACCUUAAAUAGGCAAAAGGGAUAAUCUAGAUAUUCGUACGGUAAAAACGUACAUCUCAUUCACUGAGAAUAACGCGGACGUUUGAACGUAUCUACGGAGUCACGGACUGUGUUCUGCUAGGUAGCUGAACGUGCUAACAAAGAAAAUUAUUUUUCUUGAGAAAUAAUCUUCACUUAUUGUCUUUAGUUAUGAGUCAUGUGGUCGUCGAUAAUCCACACGGUCUAGAUCAGCAGCUUGCUGUCCUAGACUUGAACUCUGCAGACGGACAGGGUGGUGGUGGAACUGGCAGGCGUUAUAUUCCUCCUCACUUAAGGAACAAAGAGGCUUCCAAAAACGCAGGAAAUGCUUUAUCCACUGGUAGACAGUGCGGUUAUUCAAUGGCACCAGUGACUCUCUGUUACCCAGGACUGGGCUCUCAUGACCCAGGCUUCUACCCUGCCUACAGUGGGGGCUGGGCUCACAGAUGUGACUCUCCUGGAUGGGAUGGUGGACGCGGUAACGGCUUUGUGAAUGGUUUCCAUGACAACCGCACGAACGGGGGCUUCGGAGGGCGUGCGCCCCCCCGCACUGAUAGAGGUGGGCGUGGCAGCUUCCGUGGUAUCAGGGGCGGAGUCUCGUUUAAUCACCCAAUGCAAAGUGCAGGGUUUUCAGGAGAGGGUGGCUGGGGAGGCGCUCCCAGGGACGCGGCCUACAACAGCUUUGGAGGACGCUCUGACAGCAGGGGCAAGUCUGCCUUCUUCAAUGACCGUGGAGCAAGCAACAGGGGAAAUCGUGGAGGAUUCGGAGGGGGCGGAAAUAGCCGCUGGCAGGAGGACUCCAGAGACGAAGAGGAUUGGUCCAAACCCACUGUGGCCAAUGAGCGCCUGGAACAAGAGCUGUUUUCUAGCAGCAACACAGGGAUUAACUUUGAGAAGUAUGAUGACAUUCCUGUGGAGGCCACUGGAGCCAACUGCCCUCCUCACAUAGACAGCUUCCAUGAUGUGGAGAUGGGGGAGAUCAUCAUGGGCAACAUUGCCCUGACCCGGUACACACGACCCACCCCGGUCCAGAAGUAUGCCAUCCCCAUCAUAAAGUCUAAGAGGGACUUGAUGGCCUGCGCUCAAACUGGCUCUGGUAAGACUGCUGCCUUCCUGCUGCCGGUGCUGAGUCAGAUAUACUGUGAAGGACCGGGAGAAGCUGCGCAGGCCACCAAGGGAGGGCAGGAUAAUGGCAAGUACGGCCGUCGUAAGCAGUACCCCCUGGCCCUGGUCCUGGCACCCACCAGAGAGCUGGCCCUGCAGAUCUACGACGAGGCCAGGAAGUUUGCGUACCGCUCACGUGUGCGUCCCUGUGUGGUCUACGGAGGAGCGGACAUCGGCCAGCAGAUCAGAGACCUGGAGCGAGGCUGCCACCUGCUGGUCGCAACGCCUGGACGCCUGGUGGACAUGAUGGAGAGGGGCAAGAUCGGCCUGGACUACUGCAACUUCCUGGUGCUGGAUGAAGCUGACCGCAUGCUGGACAUGGGCUUCGAGCCUCAGAUCCGACGCAUCGUGGAGCAGGACACCAUGCCUCCCAAGGGCAUGCGCCAAACCAUGAUGUUUAGCGCCACCUUCCCCAAGGAGAUCCAGAUCCUUGCUCGGGAUUUCCUGGAGGACUACAUCUUCCUGGCCGUAGGUCGCGUGGGGUCCACCUCUGAGAACAUCACCCAGAAGGUGGUGUGGGUGGAGGACGGGGACAAGAGGUCCUUCCUCCUCGAUCUGCUGAACGCCACGGUCAUUCCCAGUGAUGUUCAGGAAAUAGUGCCGGAUGCUCCAGAGAAACCUGGUAAGGACUCCCUGACGCUGGUGUUUGUGGAGACCAAGAAGGGAGCUGAUGCCCUUGAGGACUUCCUGUAUCGCGAGGGAUACGCCUGCACUAGUAUCCAUGGAGACCGUUCCCAGAGAGACAGAGAGGAGGCACUGCAGCAGUUCCGCUCCGGACGUUGCCCCAUCCUGGUGGCCACAGCGGUGGCUGCCAGAGGGUUGGAUAUCAGCAAUGUGAAACAUGUGAUCAACUUUGACCUGCCCAGUGAUAUUGAAGAGUACGUUCACCGUAUUGGCCGUACUGGACGUGUGGGAAACCUGGGGCUGGCCACGUCGUUCUUUAACGACAAAAACAGCAACAUAACCAAAGACCUGCUGGACAUUCUGGUGGAGGCAAAGCAGGAGGUCCCCACCUGGCUAGAGAGUCUGGCAUACGAACACCAGCACAAGAGCACCACCCGAGGACGCGGCAAGAGGUUCUCUGGAGGCUUCGGAGCCAGGGACUACCGUCAGACGCCCGGCGGAGCUGCCAACAGCUUUGGAGGCGGGGGCCGUGGCGGAGUGCGCACUCCUGGAGGAAACAGAGGCUUUGGGGGAGGAGGAGGUGGCUUUGGGGGCAACUUCUACAACAAUGACGGCUACGGUGGCAACUACAGCCACUCUGGCAGCGUGGACUGGUGGGGCAACUAGGUACCAUAUGAGCAGGUUGCCAUGCCAACCCAACCCCACAGAAAACCACAUGUUAAUACAUAAGCCAGACCCUAACCCCCUCACCCCUUCUUAUACACACACACACACACACACACACACACACACACACACACACACACUCCCUUCACUUCACUGACCCAGUGUACAUUUCCAGCUGUGAUUCUCUGCUGGAAAGCAGGGAGCCCUCAAACAGGGCCACCAGCAGAGCUCUUGAAAGAGAGCAGUCACACAUCAUACUGAAAGUGUGUGCAUGGCUCCAGCAGCAAACUCGAACAUCUGUUGAUGUGGGGGGGCAAAAAAAAAGCUACACUUUUUCUAUCAUUGUAAAAAAACAACAAGAAACUAAAAUGACAACUUUGAGGAUCAUUUGUAUGUUAAUGUACUGUGCCUUUUCGAAUUGAGGCAAGGAAAUCUGUUUUGUCAUUUUCACCAAACUAACUUGGCCACGUGCUCUAAAUUGUUGCUAUAUGUUUUAUUUUAUUAUUUGGUGAAAAGCAUGGAGUAUAUUAAGUGUGUACUUACUCAAACCUUGGCAAACACUGGGGUGUUGUGGCUCACUUGAGUCAUGAUUCCAUUUGAACUUCAAAUUUGUGGCAGGGACAUCAUGAAGCCUUUUCUACAGGGUCUUGACAACUAGCACGUCCCCCACUAACGAGUCCCCUACUGGGGACUCCCUUGUGCAAACUGGUGUCUGACCUUAAGGGAUGGAGAGUUGGAUUACUUUAUUAUUUUUUUUGCUCACUCUAUCCUGGACAGGUUUCUGUAUUAUGGAUGUGGUAGUCUUCAGAAAAGGCAUUCCAGGUAUGAUCCUAAUUCUGUCAUUCAGCUCAGUGCAAAAUGCUCACUAGUGUUGAAAUGACAUUAACACUUAACAUGGAACUUUACUCCACUAAUUAAAAUGACAAGUGCGUUACGGCAGCUAGUAUGUUAUGUGCUAGCUACAGAAAGUGGGCAGUUUUUUUUGUUUGUAUAUUUUAUUAGACAUUUUAUUGCAAGCGCACACACAAUUGAGAAACGAACAAAAACAUUUUUAUUUGAGUAAAAUGUUUCCUUAAUGUGUAUAAAACAAAAAAAAUGCCUGCCAAUCUUGAACGUGAAGUUCCAAACAGCUACAUAAGGACCAGAGCAAUGGGGGGAAAGUCUGGCCAGGCAUGUAGUCACCAAUGGGAACCAGUUGGUAUUCUACGCAUGCUAGUGUUUUGUUUUUUGGUCAAGGAGGUAGGACAUAUGAACUGAGUCGCAGGCUUAACUUAAUUAUAAACGUUUUCUCUUUUCAAGCUGCGUUCGAGGCAGGGCUCAUCUUUCAGAGACGGGAGUUAGAAUGAUCACUUGAAGUUUACAAGUUACAGCAGGGGCUGGUGCAGGAGGGUCAUCGCUACCUCUGACUGGGGCUGCAGGAGGCGAUUAUGAGGCGUUCAGUACCACUACUGGUAACUGUUGUUUCCAUUGGUUUAUUCACCAGCGGUGGAGAUGGCCAAAGACCAGGGGGUGACUUCCUCCUGGUAAAGUACUGUGGACUCGUGAGGGUUCUUCUGCAUAAAUGUUUUAACGCUCUGGCAAGGCCAGGAUAGGCUGUUGCUGUCAGAGGGACAGCCAAUGAGAGGAGACACGAGGCAUAUAACUUUAAGUGCUCUCUCUCUCCUCAAAGCUUGUUGUGCCUUGAAAACUUUUUUAGAAAUUGAAGAACUUUAAAAGCUCAUGCACUGACAGUGUUGAGGACUUGAAUGGUGCUACUUGAGCUAGGUGUGUAGGCCCUGUCGUGCCCAUCAAGUUUUACUAAAGUUAUUUUAUUGCACAUCUAGAGUUUUAUAUAGAUGUCUUGGAUAUGUGUCCUUAAGCUUCCAGAGUGUGAGGAGAAGGGGGGACGACGCAGCUUGUUUACAGGGGAAAGGUUCUCAACGUUUAACCAGGACUGAUUUGGGACCAGGGGUUUAGCAGUGGGGGAAUUUAGCCAUUUGCACACAGAUUUCUAGAUUCUACUUUUGCUGCUAAUUUUGUGUAAUUUAUUAAGCAUUUUUGAGAAAUAUUUAUUUUUGUAAGCCUCAAAGUGAUUCUUUGAAAGUUUAAAGAAACUUGACCAAAAGACAGUACAAAAACACUGGCACUUGAAUGUUGAAUGUCACCUGUAUGCGUGAAAUUUAUAUAUUUCGGGGUAGUGUGAGCUUUUUAAUGUUAAAAACGUAUUGGAUUCAGUCAAUAAUACUAUCCAUAGCUGUUUCCAGGCCUAAGGGCCAAUCACUCUUAGAUAACUAAUUGGCUAUCAAAAUUAAAAAUGGAAUUCAAUCAACAAACAUGCCAAGGUUUGGAAUAAAGUUGUCAGAAGAGCAAACCAAUUUCCUAAACAGCAUACCAGUGCAAAUGUGUUCAGAUUCUCAAAUUGUGUGCAUUGUGUUUACUAUUCUUUACUCUGAUUUGACCUGAUAAUAGGACAGUUUUUCUCCAGUGAAUCUCUGGCACAUGGCAAUCUUUAAAAUCAAACAUGUGGUUUCUUCUCUCGUUGCUUUUGCAUAUAUGGCACCUCUGGGUAUGAAGCCAGUCUGAACUGGACUACAGCACCACUUAGUACUGUCAAACUGUAUCCUAGAAACACUGGGACCAGCUGCACAGACACGGAGACAGUGGUUUGUGCAGUCCCAGAACAGCUCCAAUCCUGAAGUGAACCUCCAGAGCUCUUUAGAUGUAGACUUUGCUUUCUGUAUUAGCUUAUAGGUUAAUGCACUGCAUGGGAAAAUACUCAAGCUGUGCAUUUAUUGUAUAAUUUUACCAAAAUAAAAGUUUGAAUGCAAUAAAGUACCUGACAUUUUCAGCACUA
Messenger RNA from Osmerus eperlanus (European smelt), 5410 nucleotides. Its product is annotated as ATP-dependent RNA helicase DDX3X-like. The coding region runs from base 295 to 2577 and encodes 760 amino acids. Gene Ontology annotation, cellular component: nucleus; P granule. Gene Ontology annotation, biological process: cell differentiation; gamete generation. The transcript is spliced from 21 exons. Lineage: Eukaryota; Metazoa; Chordata; Actinopteri; Osmeriformes; Osmeridae. Gene Ontology annotation, molecular function: ATP binding; RNA helicase activity; RNA binding. The record is from RefSeq and is a predicted model, not a curated record.